Molecule: messenger RNA, 1440 nt
Organism: Fonsecaea multimorphosa CBS 102226
Lineage: Eukaryota; Fungi; Ascomycota; Eurotiomycetes; Chaetothyriales; Herpotrichiellaceae
Exons: 1
Coding region: 1-1440 (479 amino acids)
Molecular function (GO): oxidoreductase activity; FMN binding
Source: RefSeq, a predicted model, not a curated record
AUGUCAUCGUCGAUAAAUCAAUCCACAACCACCGCGGCGCAUUCCCGGGUCGUCGUCGUUGUUGGUUCGGGUCUCGCGGGUCUCUGCGCCUCUUCCGAACUCGUGGCCAGAGGUGUGCCGGUGCACAUAGUCGAACGCCAGCAGAAGCCGGGGGGAAAUUCGAUUAAGGCGUCGAGCGGCAUCAAUGGCGUGCCAACCAGGUUUCAAGCCCAGGGGUCGGACACCGUGGCGGCAUUCUACAACGACACACUGAGGUCGGCUGGUGCGAGUUUAAGUGCCUCAAAGACGGAAGCGAGGCAGAAGCUCAUUGCUAAGCUGACCACUUCUUCUGCGGAGGCGAUCAAUUGGCUCGUGGAUGAAAAGGGCAUCGACCUGUCUCAUGUCGCUCAGCUGGGUGGCCAUAGUCAUCCUCGAACACAUCGUGGAGCAGGACCCUCGCCACCCGGGGCCAGCAUUGUGCUGACACUGCUGAAACAGCUUCAAGCCAGUUCCCUCGUGACGCUCCAGACCGACACAACCGUCACAAAGAUCCUGAAGUCGGAUGGGGGCGAGGUUGUAGGAGUGCAGGUGUCCCAAGACGGCAAGCCGGAGAAGACGAUCGAAGGGCCGGUGAUAUUCACCGCUGGUGGCUUCGCAGGCGACUCGUCGGGUCUCCUCGCUCAGUAUCGACCAGACCUCGAGGGGUUCCCAUCCACCAAUGAAGCGCUCCCGGGAUCUCAAGCCUUGUUGACGGACCUCGGCGCACAUCUGGUCGAUAUGGAACAAGUCCAGGUCCACCCCACGGGAUUCGUGGACCCGAAGGAGCCAUUCAAGCGGACAAAGUUCCUGGCAGCCGAACUCCUCAGGGGCGAAGGUGGGAUCCUCCUCCGGCAGGGCCGGAGGUUCAUCAAUGAGUUGAGACUGAGGAAACAAGUUACGGAUGCCAUCGUGGCACAACAGCCUCCAAACGACUUACAGCCUACCAAGCAGUGGGAGAUCCAGAUUAUGUUGGACGAAGCCACGUACGCGGUCGCAAAGUCCCAUGUCGACUUUUAUAUCUGGAAGGGACUGAUGCGGAAGUCAACAAUAUCAGAGCUGGAGCAUUCAGAUGCGACUCUAGAGACGAUAAAAGAGUAUGCUGCAACUGUGCAAGGCAAACAGCCCGACCUCUUCGGUCGAUCGUCAUUUGGGCACUGGGCGCUGCAAGAUCCAAGGCCAGACUCGACGGUCUACGUCGGCACCGUCACCCCAGUCGUCCACUAUACCAUGGGGGGAGCCAUAUUCUCGCCCGAAGCAGAAGUCCUGGAUGGGGGCGGAAACCCAAUUAAGGGCCUGUGGGCUGCGGGAGAGUCUACAGGCGGCAUCCAUGGAGAGAACCGGCUCGGUGGAAGCAGCCUGCUGGAGUGUGUGGUGUUUGGGCGUGUUGCAGGUCGAAAUGCUGCAAAGUUCUUGGGAGCGUAG